Molecule: messenger RNA, 7849 nt
Organism: Ooceraea biroi (clonal raider ant)
Lineage: Eukaryota; Metazoa; Arthropoda; Insecta; Hymenoptera; Formicidae
Gene: rudimentary
Product: carbamoyl-phosphate synthetase 2, aspartate transcarbamylase, and dihydroorotase rudimentary
Biological process (GO): L-arginine biosynthetic process; 'de novo' pyrimidine nucleobase biosynthetic process; L-glutamine metabolic process
Cellular component (GO): cytoplasm; carbamoyl-phosphate synthase complex
Molecular function (GO): aspartate carbamoyltransferase activity; carbamoyl-phosphate synthase (glutamine-hydrolyzing) activity; amino acid binding
Source: RefSeq, a predicted model, not a curated record
UUUCCCGCCCAUGUGUAAUGCUAGCCUGUUUCAAGCGAAGUGACCAAUGAUCGUGCAGUGAUUCCGUCACAUGACUUGCGCUGUAGCUUCUGCGUGGCGUAGCGGGAACGUUGCUCGCCAAUUGGUCGUAGAACGUUUUUAUAAUGCUCUAACGAUGCGCAUAUCGCUUUGUAGAACGCUUAAUAUGCGAGAGGCCUGUUCCCGGCUGGCAGUGUGUCGGGAGCAAGCACGUGCGUAGGAAAUACAAAAAUUGAAAAUGCCCAGCUACGGGUCCACUGGGCCUAAUGGCGCGAUCGAUAGUUACCUGCUUUUAGAAGAUGGUAGUAUUUUUUGGGGAAAACACUUUGGAGCCGAGGUAUCCAUCGAUGGUGAAGUCGUUUUCCAGACUGGUAUGGUCGGUUAUCCGGAGUCACUUACGGAUCCUUCGUAUCACGCACAAAUUCUGGUGCUCACGUAUCCCCUCAUCGGAAACUAUGGUGUCUUCGAUGAGAAUAGGAAAAACGAAUACGGCAUACCGUACUGGUUCGAGUCUGAUCGCAUUUGGGCGGCUGGACUCGUGGUCGGUGAGGUUUGCGAGAAGCCCAGUCACUGGCAGCAAACCAAGACGUUAUCCCAAUGGAUGAAGGAACAAAACGUACCUGGAAUAUGCGACAUCGACACGCGGGCCCUGACAAAAGUCAUUCGCGAGAAAGGUACUAUAUUGGGCAGAAUAAUCAUGGGUCAACCGCCAUCGAAUACCCUGCCGAUAAUACCUGCGAUAGAAGAUCCCAACAAGAGGAAUCUCGUUGCGGAAGUGUCUUUCGGGGGAGUUUCAAAGCCGACUCCGAAAACAUACAAUCCGAACGGAUACCCGCGCAUAUGCGUGGUUGAUUGCGGACUGAAAUAUAAUCAACUGAGGUGUCUGCUAAACCGUGACGCUCGCGUAGACGUCGUUCCUUGGAACUACGAUCUAAAAAGUGCUGAAUACGACGGCCUGUUCCUCAGCAACGGUCCGGGUGAUCCCAGCAUGUGCCAGACAACCAUAAAAAAUAUCCGAGCAGUCCUCGAGCAGGAGAAGAAGAAACCUAUAUUUGGCAUAUGCCUCGGGCAUCAGCUACUAUCCAUAGCUGCUGGCUGCGUCACAUAUAAGAUGAAUUACGGCAAUCGAGGCCACAAUCAACCGGUCACGCACCACGGUACCAGGCGUUGCUACAUGACCUCACAGAAUCACGGAUUUUGCGUCGAUGCAACUCAAUUACCAUGUAAUUGGGAGGUCCUCUUCAUCAACGCCAACGACAACAGCAACGAGGGGAUAGUCCACUCGCACCUGCCUUACUUCUCUGUCCAGUUCCAUCCUGAGCACACGGCGGGUCCCGAGGAUCUCGAGUGUCUCUUUGAUAUCUUCCUUGAAAGCAUUCCUAGAAAAAACGAGAGCGAGUCUAACUUUUCUUUAAAUCAAAUUUCCAUAAAGGACAGGCUCACUCAGAAGCUGACUUACAAACCGUCAGUUCCAAUCGCAAUUGAUCGACCGAAGAAGGUGCUGAUCCUGGGCUCCGGAGGACUCAGCAUCGGCCAGGCUGGAGAAUUCGAUUAUUCAGGCUCGCAAGCGAUAAAAGCGCUAAAAGAGGAAUCAAUACAGACCCUCCUGAUAAAUCCCAACAUCGCCACGGUGCAAACGUCGAAAGGCCUGGCCGACAAGAUAUAUUUCUUACCGAUUACACCAGAGUAUGUUGAGCAGGUGAUACGAUCGGAGAGACCAGACGGCGUAUUGUUAACGUUCGGUGGACAAACCGCGCUCAACUGCGGCGUGGAACUUGAAAGGAACGGCGUGUUCGCCAAGUACAACAUCAAAAUUCUAGGAACGCCGAUCGAGUCCAUUAUACAGACAGAGGACAGAAAGAUUUUCGCUGAUCGUGUCAGCGAGAUAAAUGAAAAAGUUGCUGCGAGUGCUGCGGUGUACUCCGUCGAGGAGGCGUUAGCAGCCGCUAACAAACUGGGCUACCCCGUAAUGGCGCGCGCUGCGUUUUCUCUCGGUGGUCUCGGAUCUGGCUUUGCCAACACGCAGACAGAGCUGAAGACGCUAGCGCAACAAGCUUUAGCGCACUCCAGUCAAUUGAUAAUCGACAAGUCCCUGAAAGGUUGGAAGGAGGUGGAGUACGAGGUCGUCCGCGAUGCGUACGACAACUGCAUCACAGUGUGCAACAUGGAGAACGUCGAUCCUCUGGGAAUCCACACUGGCGAGUCGAUAGUCGUCGCACCAAGUCAGACGCUGUCGGACAUGGAGUACAACAUACUGCGAAGCACCGCCAUCAAGGUCAUCAGACACUUUGGCAUAGUCGGCGAAUGUAACAUCCAGUACGCGCUCAAUCCUUUCUCCAGGGAAUAUUACAUCAUCGAGGUGAACGCCAGGUUGUCCAGAAGCUCAGCCUUAGCCAGCAAAGCUACCGGCUAUCCUCUGGCCUACGUCGCUGCCAAGUUAGCCCUUGGCAUACGCUUGCCGGAUAUCCGUAAUUCAGUCACCGGAAAGACGACUGCCUGCUUCGAGCCAAGUCUCGAUUACUGUGUGGUAAAGAUGCCCAGGUGGGAUCUUGGCAAAUUCCAUCGCGUCAGCACAAAGAUUGGCAGUUCCAUGAAGAGUGUGGGCGAGGUGAUGGCGAUCGGUCGCAAGUUCGAAGAAGCGUUUCAGAAAGCGCUGAGAAUGGUCAACGAGAACGUGAACGGUUUUGAUCCCUAUGUAAAGACGAUCAACGACGAGGAGCUGGAGAAACCAACUGACAAGAGGAUGUUCGUUCUCGCCGCGUCAAUCAAGGCCGGGUAUUCGAUCGACCGGCUGUACGAGCUCACCAAGAUAGACCGUUGGUUCCUGGAGAAGAUGAAGAACAUCAUCGACUAUUACGCGCUUCUGGAGAACAUCGAUCACACGAGGCUGUCGCGCAACCUGCUGCUAGGUGCGAAACAGAAUGGCUUCUCGGACAAGCAGAUCGCCGCCCUGGUGAAGAGCUCGGAACUGGCCGUCAGGAUACAGAGGCAGGAGCACAAUAUCCGGGCGAUAGUCAAGCAAAUCGACACGGUGGCGGCUGAGUGGCCAGCCACCACGAAUUACCUUUAUUUAACGUACAACGGCACCACUCACGACGUGGAGUUUCCUGGCAAUUACACAAUGGUGAUCGGUUCCGGGGUGUAUAGGAUCGGCAGCUCAGUGGAGUUCGACUGGUGCGCUGUGAGCUGCCUUCGCGAACUGCGAAAUCUCGGGCGUAAAACCAUCAUGGUGAAUUACAAUCCGGAGACGGUCAGCACGGACUACGACAUGAGCGACAGGUUGUACUUCGAGGAGAUCUCCUUCGAGGUGGUGAUGGACAUAUACGAUUGCGAGUGUCCUGAAGGUAUAAUAUUGUCUAUGGGUGGGCAGCUCCCUAACAAUAUCGCCAUGGAUCUGCACAGACAGCAGGCUCGAAUUCUUGGAACUUCGCCGGAAUCCGUGGAUGGCGCGGAAAACCGUUUCAAAUUCUCCCGUAUGCUCGAUAGCAUUGGCAUAUCGCAACCGAGAUGGAAGGAACUGACAAAUUUGAAAUCCGCCAUCGAGUUUUGCGAUGAGGUUGGCUAUCCGUGCCUUGUACGGCCUUCAUACGUGCUAAGCGGCGCAGCGAUGAACGUUGCCCACUCGAAUCAGGAUCUCGAGUCCUACUUGAAAAGCGCCAGCGAAGUCAGCAAAGAGCAUCCUGUAGUGAUAUCGAAGUUCAUUCUUGAGGCGAAGGAGAUCGACGUUGACGCCGUAGCUUAUGAAGGGAUGAUUCUAUGCAUGGCGGUAUCGGAGCACGUGGAGAACGCUGGUGUUCAUUCGGGCGAUGCCACUUUAGUAACACCACCGCAGGACAUCAAUGCGCAAACUUUGGCGAAGAUAAAAACCAUAUCAAAGGCAGUAGCGGCGUCCUUGGGAGUCACUGGUCCCUUCAAUAUGCAACUGAUCGCAAAGGAUAACGAGCUAAAAGUGAUUGAGUGUAAUGUGAGAGUAUCUAGAAGCUUCCCUUUCGUCUCGAAAACCUUAGAUCACGACUUCGUCGCAACAGCAACACGUUUAAUUGUCGGGGAAACAAUCGAGCCUGUGGACGUUCUGGCUGGCUGCGGAAAAGUAGGAGUAAAAGUUCCGCAAUUUUCUUUCUCUCGCCUCGCCGGUGCCGAUGUGACACUGGGUGUCGAGAUGGUGUCCACCGGAGAAGUAGCUUGUUUCGGUGAAAAUCGUUACCAAGCUUACCUGAAAGCCAUGAUCAGCACUGGUUUCCAUAUUCCUGAAAGGGGUAUCUUGCUUUCUGUUGGAAGUUUUAAGCAUAAAAUGGAGCUGCUCGAGUCUAUCAGGAAUCUGAAGAACAUGGGAUACAAACUGUAUGCCAGCAUGGGUACCGCCGAUUUUUACACCGAGCAUGGGGUCGAGGUGGAGCCGGUGCUAUGGACAUUCGAAAAUAUCGCCGUAAACGAAGAUUCUAGUCCGAGUGAACUUCGACAUCUCGCCGAUUUUCUGUCGAAGAAGCAGUUUGAUCUCGUGAUCAAUCUGCCUAUGAGAAACGGCGGUGCUCGUCGAGUUUCCAAUUUCAUGACGCAUGGUUAUCGUACGAGAAGAUUGGCAGUCGAUUAUUCCGUACCUCUAGUUACGGAUGUCAAGUGCGCGAAACUUUUGGUUGAAGCGAUGAGAAUGGUUGGUGGGAAAGCACCACGUAUGAAAACUCACACCGAUUGUCUAUCAUCUCGCAAAAUGAUCAGGCUACCUGGCUUAAUCGACGUGCACGUACAUACCCGUGAUCCAGGUGCGGUCCAUAAGGAAGAUUUCGCCUCUUGCACCGCAGCUGCGCUCGCCGGAGGCAUCACGAUCAUUUUUGCAAUGCCUAACACUAAGCCGGCAGUGGUGGACCAUCAGACCUUCGCCAUUGCUAAGGAGCAAGCCGAAACUGGUUCAAGAUGCGAUUACGCUCUCUUCGUCGGUGCCUCCUCGGACAAUUACAAUGUUAUACGAGAAAUAGCACCGCACGCGGCUGCAUUGAAGAUGUAUUUGAACGAAACGUUUACGACGCUUCGUCUCACGGAUCUUACAGUUUGGAUCAAGCAUUUUGAAAGCUGGCCUAAGAGGUAUCCCUUGUGCGUGCAUGCGGAAGGGCAGACGACAGCCGCGGUUCUUCUUCUGGCAAGCUUGCACAGCAGGCCGAUUCACGUGUGUCACGUUGCGCGAAAAGAAGAAAUCGAAAUUAUACGCGCCGCCAAGGAACAUGGAUUGGCGGUUACGUGUGAAGUAUGCCCGCAUCACUUGUUCCUUUGCAACGAUGACUUGGAUAGAAUAGGCAGCGGGAGAGGCCAAGUAAGGCCUACCUUAGGAACGAAGGAAGACCAACAGGCUCUCUGGGACAAUCUGGACGUUAUCGAUUGUUUUGCUACUGAUCAUGCUCCACACACUGUGCAAGAGAAGUCCUCCGAGAAACCACCACCGGGUUUUCCUGGCCUGGAAACUAUGCUACCAUUAUUGCUCAAUGCUGUGCACGAAGAAAAGCUGACGAUAGAGGACAUAAUCGAUAAAUUGUAUCGAAAUCCCAAGAAGAUCUUCAACGUUCCCGAUCAGCGUAACACGUACAUCGAAGUCGAUCUAAAUGAGGAAUGGGUCAUCCCGGAUGCGAUGCCGUACAGCAAAUCGAAAUGGACGCCGUUUGCCGGCAUGAAAGUUCGUGGUUCCGUGCACAGGGUAGUUUUGAGGGGCGAGGUCGCUUACAUCGAAGGACAAGUACUCGUAAACCCUGGAUUCGGCCAAGAUAUCAGAGAUAUACAAAACAAGGCGAAGGUUCUACCAGCGCUUCACGUGCAGACGGCGCUCUCUCAGUCCAUGGAUACUGUCUGCAAAUCAUCGUCACUGCUGGAUAGUCUCCUAUCUCCGAAUGAGAAACCUAACGCAUACACCGAACGUGCUGAUUUUUAUGAAGAGGAACAAAUCGAGUCACUUCCGCAUCUUCUGCAACCGGCACCACACAAGACGAACGUACAUUUCGCGCUAGAUUCUGAUGCAAGGGAACAUUCCAAGGCGCUACCUUCUCAGAGGACCAUCUCGCCAUUGCCAAUCAGCAAUGUCACCAAAUACAAAAGUGACAGCAAUCCGAAUCUUUUAACAGCUGCUGUGGCACCAGUUUCUGCCGUGCAUACAAGUAACAGUCUGGUUGGGCACCAUGUACUCUCUGUGAAUAUCUUUAACAAGGAAAUUCUGAAGGAUAUAUUUCAUCUUGCGGAAACUUUCCGAAAUGCCAUCCGCAAGGAGCGAACUUUGGAUCAUAUUUUAAGGGGAAAAAUCAUGGCCUCUAUUUUCUACGAAGUCAGUACGAGAACAUCGUGCAGCUUUGCUGCCGCGAUGGAACGUCUUGGUGGACGUGUAGUACACAUGGAUGGCUCCACGUCGUCAGUGAAAAAGGGCGAAACUUUAGAAGAUUCCGUAACAGUCAUGGCAGGAUAUGCGGACGUGGUCGUACUCAGACAUCCAGAGCCAGAUGCAGUGGCUAGAGCAGCGGUACACUGUAGAAAACCGAUGCUGAAUGCUGGUGAUGGAAUUGGCGAACAUCCGACUCAAGCUCUGCUCGAUAUCUUUACGAUACGAGACGAAUUCGGGACUGUAAAUGGUCUUACGAUCACCAUGGUAGGAGACUUGAAACACGGCAGAACCGUUCAUUCCCUCGCGAGGUUGUUGACCUUAUACAAUGUGGAACUUCGUUAUGUGAGUCCGCCCGGCCUUCGUAUGCCGGAUCAUAUCAUCGAUUACGUGACCGAACGUCAAAUACCGCAACAGCAAUUUUUGACGCUGGAGAAGGCCCUGCCCGACACCGACGUCCUUUACAUGACGCGAAUACAACGCGAGCGUUUCACCUCGGAGGAGGAGUACAAUCAGAUGUGCGGGCACUUCAUAGUCACCCCACAGUUGAUGUCUCGCGCGAAGAGGAGGAUGGUCGUCAUGCAUCCAUUGCCACGUGUCUUCGAGAUAAGUUCCGAAUUCGACACCGAUCCAAGGGCUGCUUACUUCCGGCAGGCCGAAAACGGGGUCUACGUGCGUAUGGCGUUGUUGGCCAUGGUUCUUGGACGUGCUUAAUCCGGUCGCCCGUGGCCCAUCGGUCGUCUCUGGGUCAAGGGACUCGGUGAAGGAGGUCAACGAUGUUCGCCAAGGAGAACACACGUGCCACAAAUUUAACUAGACUGCGACACGUUCGCGGAAACUAAGCUAACUCUCCACCUGACAUUCCAAUGAAUAUUAAAUAGUACAAAUAUACCUCAAAGAUCUAGUGAGCAAGAAUUCGUUCAGAUAAUUUUACAGUCUUUGAUAUUCACAUAUAAACGUUCGAGCAAAUGUUAAUAACGAGAGUAUAUUUUUAUCGGAUCCUUUUUACACCCCGUCGCCACAUAUUGACACUUUUGUAUCCAUUUCCAUGAAUUUGAGACAACCCCUGCAAUUUUUUUAGGAACAACGUUAAAUCAUAUAUGAGAUGACUAAAUCUUCUAUAUGCAGAGUAUUAUAUUAAUACAUUUUUCUAUUACACAGAUAUGUUGAUUGAAUCCAAUAUCUUUAAAUUUACGAGAGUUUAUUACGUGGUUUACGUUUCUGUUUUGUGAUUUAAAUUUUUACGCUGCAAAAGCGUUGUGAUAAUGCUGACUACUUCAAUAUUAAAAGAUUCAAAAUUGAUUAUUCUUUGUGUAUUAUUUAAUCAAUAAUAAAAACAUUCGCAAAAGUCUAUAUUUGUUAUAGUUUGUGUAAUCCUUAUUAAUAAUAAUAAAUAUUCUAUCCUUUAUUAUAUAAAUCUGUAUAUUUACGUGUAUUAACUGAAAUAGAAUUAUACAGAUCAGAAAGAUGUUUGCUUGC